GCCGUGCAGAUCACCAACGCUUUCCUUCGCAGCCCUCCACGCUAGACUUUCUUUCGCCUGCUUUGUGUUCUCUUUUUUCUUCUCUCUCUUUUGUCAUCGCCUCCACGAACGCGAUGUCCUCUCAGGCUGCGGCUCCGCCUCAGCAGGCGGCACAGCAGCAGUUCCCCACGCCCAGCGGCGGUGACGCGAUGUACGCCGGCCAGUACGGCAUGCCAAAUCAGCUCUCCCCUGCGGACCUUUUGAUCGACAUGGUCAUCCGCGCCGUCCUGGACCUUGUCCAGCGCUCCCUCGUGGCCCCCAUCGAUCGAGUGAUGGUGCUGACAGCGGUGGAGGGCGAGUUGGUCCGCCAGGGCCGUCUGCCCGCCGGCGGCUUCCGUGGCAUCCGUCGGCUCUAUCAGCGCCUGUGGAGGAAGGAGGGUAAAUACGGCCUGCUGCGCGGUGUGAUGGCAGACGCCGUCCUGACGCUGCCCAGCGGCCUCGUCGACAGCAUCGCGACCAACGCCGUCUUUGUGUGUCUGCAGCGGGUUAUUCCGAAGAGCAUGGCGGAGCAGAUGAGCACCCCCGUCGUCGUGGCCCUCUCCCUCGCGGCGACGAGUGCGGCGGUGUGGGUGGCGACGCCGUACAAUGCGAUUCGUAAGACGAUCAUGACGAACUACAUGGCCGACAUCGUCGCCCCGGUGGCGGUGGCGGCGAAGACGCAGAUGCCGCCAGCGGAGGAAGAGGAGGAGGGGGACAACAAUAGGAAGCCGCGGCCGGAGGCGGCGGAGGGAGAUGCCGGCGAAGCCGAAGAGGAGGCGUACCGCUACGCGACCGCGUCGGAGACGGCGCGACAGAUAUAUCGCCGCAAAGGGUGGGGUGGUUUCUACCGCGGUGCUGCGGUGGAGCCGGUGACGGUGUGCGCCUACCGCGGGCUCUACCUCGUCGCGUCCGUCCUCGUGAGCGAGCGGCUGCAGAUGUCGUACCCCUACGCGGUGGCACGUGGACUCGCGAUUGUAGCGGAUGUGAUCACGCAGCCGCUGGAGGUGGUUAGCCGCCGUCUUGUGCUGACCGCCUCGGACGACGAUGACGGCCGUCGCUACGGCGGCGUCGUGGACUGCGCUCGUACGAUCGUGAGGGAGGAGGGCGUGACGGCGCUGUGGUCGGGGCUGCGCUUCCGGCUGAUGGUCAGCGGGGCCAGCAUUGCCGUUCGCUGGGCCUACAUCGCCGGCUUUGGCGGGACGGACUAA
Leptomonas pyrrhocoris is the source of this 1226-nucleotide messenger RNA. RefSeq names its product putative mitochondrial ADP/ATP mitochondrial carrier-like protein. Gene Ontology annotation, molecular function: ATP:ADP antiporter activity. The transcript has a single exon. The record is from RefSeq and is a predicted model, not a curated record. Gene Ontology annotation, cellular component: mitochondrial inner membrane. The coding region runs from base 114 to 1226 and encodes 370 amino acids. Lineage: Eukaryota; Euglenozoa; Kinetoplastea; Trypanosomatida; Trypanosomatidae. Gene Ontology annotation, biological process: mitochondrial ATP transmembrane transport; mitochondrial ADP transmembrane transport.